Hemiscyllium ocellatum (epaulette shark) is the source of this 3649-nucleotide messenger RNA. It is a transcript of the gene fstl5, whose product is annotated as follistatin-like 5. Gene Ontology annotation, biological process: cell differentiation; multicellular organism development; regulation of BMP signaling pathway. The transcript is spliced from 14 exons. Bases 1 to 2520 code for a protein of 839 amino acids. Gene Ontology annotation, molecular function: calcium ion binding; protein binding. NCBI's taxonomy places the organism in Eukaryota, Metazoa, Chordata, Chondrichthyes, Orectolobiformes, Hemiscylliidae. The record is from RefSeq and is a predicted model, not a curated record.
AUGAUGACACCAGAGGCAUGGUCAUUACUUUUAUUGCUUAACAAUAUCUUACUGAACGUUGAGGGAUGGCCGACUAAAGAAGGAAAUGGUCCAAAACAUUAUCCACCGUUGGUGCGUUUACGACAUAAGCAAGAUGGAAGUCCAGACAGCGUAAGACUAAAAGUGUACUAUGGGCAGGAUGGUCAUUUUGGACCCUGUGAAAACAAGUACUGUGGGCUUGGCCGGCACUGUGUUGUGAACAAGGAGACAGGCCAGGCAGACUGUGCAUGCUUGGAACGAUGUAAACCCAAUUACAAACCUGUGUGUGGGUCCGAUGGGGAACUUUACGAAAACCACUGUGAGCUUCAUCGUGCUGCUUGCUUGAAGAAACAAAAGAAUUCAGUUGUCCACAAUGAAGACUGCUUUUUCAAAGGGGACAAAUGCAAAUUGAUUGAAUACAGCAAACUGAAAAACAUGCUUCUAGAUCUCCAGAAUCAAAAAUACAUCCGACAACGAAAUAACAAAGAGAAUGAAGACAAAAUGUCUCUCAAAAAGAUGUUGGUAGAUAACAUGUUUAAAUAUUUUGAUUCAAACGAAGAUGGGUUUGUUGACAGCAAUGAAUUGGCUCAGGUAAUUAAACAGGAUAGACUUGGAAAGGAUCUCUCUCAGUGCUCAUUAUUUGAUCUACUGAAAUAUGAUGAUUAUAAUAGCGACAAACACCUAACACAGGAGGAGUUCUACAGAGCAUUUCAGGUGAUUCAACUGAAACUGGCAGAAGGACAGAAAGUGAGCAUCACCUCAGCAACAGCAGGACAAAGUGCAGUCCUAACAUGUUCCAUUCAGGGGAUCCUAAGGCCUCCAAUCAUUUGGAAACGCAACAACAUUAUUCUCAACCAUUUGGAUCUGGAAGAUAUAAGCGAUUUUGGAGAUGAUGGUUCUCUAUAUAUAACCAAGGUUACAACAACUCACAUGGGAAACUAUAGUUGUUAUGCCGAUGGCUAUGAAAAGCUCCAUCAGACUCAUAUCCUGCAAGUAAUUGUUCCUCCAGUUAUUCGGGUGUACCCACAAAGUCAAGCUCGUGAACCAGGGGUGACCGCCAGUCUCAGGUGUCAUGCUGAAGGCAUUCCAAAUCCUUCCAUCAGUUGGUUGAAAAAUGGCAUUGACAUCAUGACAAAACUAUCAAAGCAGCUAACCUUGCAAGCAAAUGGGAGUGGAGUGCACAUUAGUAACGUGCGCUAUGAAGAUACUGGUGCCUACACCUGCAUUGCCAAAAAUGAUGCGGGAGUGGAUGAAGAUAUUUCAUCACUUUUCGUGGAAGAUUCAGCCAGAAAGACACGAUUGGGAGUUGGAAACAUGUUCUAUAUUUUUUAUGAGGAUGGAAUCAAGGUAAUUCAACCAACAGAAUGUGAGAUUCAACGACACAUUAAACCUUCAGAGAAAAUCCUAGGAAAUCAGGGUGAAGUCUGUCCCAAAGCUGAUGAUGAAGCAAUCCAGCGAUGUGUGUGGGCGACUGCAGUGAACGUUAAAGACAAGUACAUCUAUGUGACACAACCGAAGCUGAACAGAGUGCUGAUUGUUGAUAUUCAAUCUCAGAAAGCAGUUCAGAUUGUAAUGACUGAUCCCAUUCCAGUGAAACUUCACUAUGAUAAAUCACAUGAUCAAGUCUGGCUUCUUAGCUGGGGUGAUGAUGAAAAAAGCUCGCCGACAUUGCAAGUAAUUAAUCAAGCCAGUGAGAGUGCAGCCCAUCACACUGUUCAUACCCAACCAGUUGGAAAACAAUUUGACAGGGUAGAUGAUUUUUUCAUUCCAUCUACUACGCUCAUCAUUAAUCACAUCAGGUUUGGAUUUAUUCUUCACAAAGGUGAACCAGCCCUUCACAAAAUUGAUCUUGAAACAAUGACAUAUGUGAAGACCAUCAGUUUGAAAGACUAUAAUUGUGUCCCACAGUCACUCGCUUACACUCAUCUUGGUGGAUAUUAUUUUGUUCAUUGCAGUGCAGGCAUUAGAGGAGCAACUGAACCACAAAUCAUAGUUGACAGUGUCACUGAUUCUGUGAUAGGCUACAAUGGUGAUAUAUCAGGUGUUCCUUAUAUUUCUCCAGACGGACAUUACUUGGUCAGUGUAGAUGGUCAAAGGGGUCUCAUGAGAGUUCAGUACAUCACCAUCCAAGGGGAAAUCCGAGAAUCCUUUGAGAUACGCACCAACCUGCAUAUUUCGGAUACCACAUUUCAGCCUUCUUUCACUGAAGCCAAUCAGUACAAUAUCUUCGCCAGCUCCAGUGUGCAAACCAAUGUGCUCGUUGUGGAGCUCUCCACAGGGAAAGUAAAGAUGGUGAAGAACCUAAAAGAACCCAUGAAGACAGAAGAGUGGCCGUGGAACAGUAAAAACCGAGUGAUUAUGGCCAGUGACUUGUUUGGCCAGUAUCUCAUGACACCUUCAAAAGAAUCUUUGUUUAUUCUGGAUGGAAGGCUUAGUAAAUUAAACUGUGAGAUCACUGAGGUGGAGAAAGGGAACACAAUAAUUUGGGUUGGUGAAGCAUAAAGAUUACUUUUUUAAAGAUUCCUGAUACAGAGUUUUCCAUUGCUCUUAAGCUGCAACUUGGGUGGAAACAACUCAGUUUUAUCCACUCUAUAACAUUCACAAUUAAAUGUAAAACAAAUUUGCAAUUAUGAAGACCAGGAACUUUCAACUGAUAUAGCACGCUAAUGACAUUAAUUGGAAUUUCCUAAUUUCUUAGUGCUGUUACCCAAGAGGUUGCAAAUGUUACCUUAACUUGUACAAGAAGGUAUUUUUUUCUUUAUAGCUACAAAAGGGUUUAGCGACAUAGAAUCUAAAAGCUGCAAGGAAUUAUAAUAAAACCCACUUGUCCAUUUCUGUUUUUGCUUUUAUGACUGACUUUUGCUUAUGGGUUCCAAAAUCAAAAGUUUUCCUCAUUAACCUUUCAAAUUCCCAGAAUUAUUUGUGCCUUGAACAGAUUAAUUCCCAGGAAGAGGGUUAAUUGUUAACCAUUGUGGUUUAACCCAUUUUGGUUGCAUAAUUGUUAGUCACAUGAGGAAAAGCUGCUCAGAACUAAGCAUCUACAAUGCCAAAAUUCAUGUCAUAAGUGGGUCCAAGUAAUUCAUAAUAAUAAUAAUAGUUGUAAAAGUAAUGAGCCUUCAAUAUUAGUUUAUUAUGCAUAGAAAGAAGCAACCAAUCUCUUCCUCAGCAGAAGUACUGAUACUAAACCAGCCUACGUCAAAUUAUUAACUCCUGUUGCACAAUAUUAUAGGACUCAGUCAAUCAACUGUAGAUAAAUAUGGCAAGUUAUGCAGUGCUCCAGUAAAGUCCAUUAAUAUUUUUAGAUUUCCUGAGUUACUCUGGAUUGUCUUCCUAUUCAAUAAGUUAUGUUUUGUGAACAGGACUUUAGACCCAUGAUUAUGGGAUAUAGCAGUUGCUAGGCUCUGUGAAUGUCAGCAUUUAGUUGGGAAAAUAUGGUGUGUAGGAAGAAUCUCUGCUCCUUGACAGCUAAUGGAUAUUUAUUUUGUAGUGACUAAAAUUUUCUCUUGUUUUAACAGUAAUGUUGUGGUCAUCAACAACGUGGCAUAUCUCUUUGGCACACACCUGUCUGUCAAACAUAGAUUGUUCUGUGUAAUAAUUUCUGAAUGUUGUAUAUGUAGAAAUCUACUUGACA